Messenger RNA from Dinoponera quadriceps, 2967 nucleotides. It is a transcript of the gene Ef-1a-f1, whose product is annotated as elongation factor 1-alpha. Gene Ontology annotation, biological process: translation; translational elongation. The record is from RefSeq and is a predicted model, not a curated record. Gene Ontology annotation, molecular function: GTP binding; translation elongation factor activity; GTPase activity. Lineage: Eukaryota; Metazoa; Arthropoda; Insecta; Hymenoptera; Formicidae. The coding region runs from base 280 to 1665 and encodes 461 amino acids. The transcript has 4 exons.
ACGAAGGGGGUAGCUCGGGCUCGGACGGGUAUAUAUCGGAGGGUCUCUCGUGCAAGCUCGAGCCGGCUCGCCAGCGAGCGUAUCGAUUCGAGCCGGCGCUCUCGGGGCGAGUCCGCCCUCUCGUCGCUCCUCGUAAGCUCGCGCGAGCUCGCCGCCGUCUAUUACAGCGCGCAGCUCCCGAGAGCCGGCUUCCCAGCGAAGGCUUCCCGGGUGAAGGGACUGUGCUACGACGAGGAGCGAGCAACAGUGCGCUGACGUAGCUAGAGAGUCGCCUCGACAAUGGGUAAGGAGAAGAUCCACAUAAACAUCGUGGUGAUCGGCCACGUGGACUCGGGCAAGUCCACGACGACCGGCCACCUUAUUUACAAAUGUGGCGGUAUCGACAAGCGGACGAUCGAGAAGUUCGAGAAGGAGGCGCAGGAGAUGGGCAAGGGCUCGUUCAAGUACGCCUGGGUGUUGGACAAGCUGAAGGCGGAGCGUGAGCGCGGCAUCACCAUCGACAUCGCCCUGUGGAAGUUCGAGACGGCCAAGUACUACGUGACCAUCAUCGACGCGCCCGGGCAUCGUGACUUCAUCAAGAACAUGAUCACCGGCACGAGCCAGGCGGACUGCGCGGUGCUGAUCGUCGCGGCCGGCAUCGGCGAGUUCGAGGCCGGCAUCUCGAAGAACGGUCAGACCCGCGAACACGCACUGCUCGCCUUCACGUUGGGCGUGAAACAGCUGAUCGUCGGCGUCAAUAAGAUGGACAUGACCGACCCGCCGUAUUCGGAGACCCGCUUCGAGGAGAUUAAGAAAGAGGUGUCGUCGUACAUCAAGAAGAUCGGCUACAACACCGCCUCGGUCGCCUUCGUGCCGAUCUCCGGCUGGCACGGCGACAACAUGCUCGAGCCGUCCCCGAAGACGCCCUGGUACAAGGGCUGGAAGGUAGAACGCAAGGACGGCAACGCCGACGGCAAGACGCUGAUCGAGGCGCUCGACGCCAUACUGCCGCCGUCCAGGCCCACCGACAAGGCCCUGCGGCUGCCUCUUCAGGAUGUCUACAAGAUCGGCGGGAUCGGUACCGUGCCGGUCGGUCGUGUGGAGACCGGUAUUCUGAAGCCAGGUAUGUUGGUGACAUUCGCGCCGGCCGCCCUCACGACCGAGGUGAAGUCGGUCGAGAUGCAUCACGAGGCACUGACGGAGGCCCUGCCGGGCGACAACGUUGGCUUCAACGUGAAAAACAUCUCCGUGAAGGAACUGAGGCGCGGCUACGUGGCCGGCGACUCGAAGAAUCAGCCGCCCCGCGGCGCCGCCGACUUCACCGCCCAGGUGAUCGUGCUGAAUCACCCGGGACAGAUCAGCAACGGCUAUACGCCGGUGCUCGACUGCCACACCGCCCACAUUGCCUGCAAGUUCGCGGAGAUCAAGGAGAAGUGCGACCGCCGUACCGGCAAGACCACCGAGGAGAACCCGAAGAGCAUCAAGAGCGGCGACGCCGCCAUCGUGAUGCUGCAGCCGACCAAGCCGAUGUGCGUCGAAGCCUUCCAGGAGUUUCCGCCCUUGGGCCGCUUCGCGGUCCGCGACAUGCGUCAGACCGUCGCCGUGGGUGUUAUCAAGAGCGUCACCUUCAAAGACACCCAGGGCAAGGUAACAAAGGCCGCGGAGAAAGCCCAGAAGAAAAAGUAACCAUCAAGCUUCCUCGGAAGCUCGCAGUCCGCCGGCCGGUGCCCCGCAGGCGUCCCCGCGCAUGGACCCACCACCACCACCACCGCCACCACCGUCAGGACGCAGCACGCCGCGGCUGCUCCACUCGAUUCAUACUCGACUAAUACCAAAAGUCAUAAGAUGUUGUGCUUACCCCCGUUACAUUACCCGGUAGUGUUGAACCCGCGCAUCUAUCCGAACCUGCACAUUCAGUUCACCCACGCCCCGCGCACGCCUCACAUAUGCUAGGAGGAAGCGUUGCCCGCGCGUUUUACUCGCAAUCCAUUAAUUACUACGAGUAUUGAUACGAUAUGUGUCCGAUUGAUUAUCAAGAGGUCAAAAACAAAAGCAAAAAAACCACAAGAAACAAAAACCAAAAGUCGUUAUCGAAAGAGCAAAAAACGGGAGAAAAAGGGGGAAAAAAACCGGAAAAAAGAACCACAUACGAUAACACGAGAAAAAAAAAGAAAAAAAACAAUAAGCAAGAAGUACUAAGUUCUCUUGAACUCUCUGUGUAUGUAGUUAGGUUUUUCAAUUGAUACAAACAACAACAACAACAACAACAACCGAGCAUCGACGACGACGACGAUGACAAACGGAUCGCUGCGGUCUCGAAGACCACCGCCAGCACGUUUCCGGAUCCUCUCGUCGCUCUCGCGAGGGAGCGAGGCGGCGGCCCGUCGCACCCGUCGGAGUGCGUCCCGAUCUGGUCGAGUUCCGAUGUGGGAUUCCCAACCUCGGAUCCUCCGACCGGUCGUUGUCGGGAUGGACAAACGAACGCGCGGCAAAGCGGACGUUUCGGCGGCUGCACGCCGCGGAGCGACGCCGGGCUGACGCGUCGACCCACACACGCACACACACGCAUAUAUACACACAUAUACACACACACACGGGGACGAGCGCCGCCGACUCGCGUCCCCCCUCCCUAAUGACCUCUCGCGAUCGAUUCUUCUUUUCGAAGGGCUCGUUAAGGUUGAUUUGUUCCGAGACUUGGUUGCCUCGCGCGCGCGAUUAGUUUUAUUACUUAUAAGGUAUAAUACUUACAUCUCCGUAGUUAGGGAUCAUUAGAGACUACUACGCUCCCCUCUCCAUCCAGCGAGUCGCCGACUAUAUACCCUCCUCCCUACUUCGGGGGAGGGCAUUGUGAGUCGUCCAGCGAGUCGCCCACCGUUAAUCUCGGCGCUCUCUCCCUCCCUCGCCGCUCGCGCCCUAGACGCGUUCUACGAUUGUUUUCGACCCUUAGCCAGUAUUAUGUUGAUGUAAUAAAAAAAAUCUUUAAUUGCA